This is a messenger RNA of Strongyloides ratti, 819 nucleotides long. RefSeq lists its product as hypothetical. The transcript is spliced from 2 exons. Bases 1 to 819 code for a protein of 272 amino acids. The record is from RefSeq and is a predicted model, not a curated record. NCBI's taxonomy places the organism in Eukaryota, Metazoa, Nematoda, Chromadorea, Rhabditida, Strongyloididae.
AUGGUUUUGGAUAAUACUAAUUCUGAAGUAGAUUUUGAAGGUCUAUUUAACACAUUUCGAGAACAUCAACUUCCUUAUUAUCCAGAUAUUGGAGUAUUUUCUUUUAGAGAUCCAAGAACUCAUUCACAUCCUAUAUCUGAAGGAAUUCAUUUAAUUGAAAGUACAAAGAGAAUCAUUCUAAAGAAUCAUCCGUCAUCAUAUUAUUACCAUUUUAAUAAAAAUAUCAAUUUACAAUAUUUCAAUCAAUUAUCAGAUAGAAUUUGCUUAACAACAUCUACACCCAUACAAAUAGAUAGUGCCGCCUCUGAAAAUAUUAGUGAGCUUAUAACGUCUACUGAAGACAUAAAACUAUUUUUCUUUUGUGAUGGUUUUUGCUGUGACCAAGUUUGUUGUAGUAUGAAUCCAGUCAUUUUAACAUUGUUAUUUACUUUCAUUGCCAUUCUAAUUUUAAUUGUUUUGACAUUAUUUGUUGUCUGGAGGCAUAAUAUUCUUCAAAAACAAUUUGCUUAUAAAAAAACUCAACGUUUUGAGAUGAAUGACGAUGUUUCUGAUACCACUAAUAGAACAUAUCAUAAUUUAUCUCACAAAGAAGCAAAAAUUACAUCUCUUAAUCAUAUUACUCCUAAAACGGCAGUAGCAUGUAAAACUGAUUCAGUUUUUUCAAAAGUUUGUAAAAUUAAAACAUUUCUUUUUGAUGGUAGAAAUAUUGGUAAUCAAAUAAACAAUUAUGAUAAUGAUUUAUUAUGUGAUGAUGAUUUUAAGGAUGAUAUUUUAGAACUUGAAAAUGAUACACUUAUUGCUGAAGGAGUAUUUGUUUAA